GCUCCACGUUUUCCUCGAUGCCCCUAAAAUAAAAUUCUGUGUAUUUUUAUGAAGCAAUUAAUUACUUGCUCCGUGGUUAUUGAGAGUGGAUUUUCUUGCAUGCUCCAGAAAUGUGCUUUGUCUGUCCUCGCGCAGUCCGCGUGCCUCAUCUCGCCGCGCUCCCGCUCACUCCGCCGCCGCCGCCGCCGCCUGCGACGGGGGUGGGGCCGCGAGGCGCGCUCACAAUAGCCACUUUGUUAAUUGCGCGUUCACGUGGCCCUGGCAGCAGUGUCUGUGACAGCGUCCGUGCGGUCGGAGUGUGAGUCGCGGGACGGCCGGUUCGAGAGCGACUCUUUUCCAGCCUGUCCGCUCCAGCCUUUUUUGGGUCCAACAGCGGUCCACGGGCGCGAUGUCGAACAACAGCGCGAGCAGCAGCAGCAGCCUCGUGAUCGCGCAGAAAGCGGUGAAGCAGCUGCGGCUCGAGGCGAGUGUGCGGAGGAUCAAGGUGUCCCAGGCUGCUGCGGACCUCAAGACGUUCUGCAUCCAGAAUGCGCACAAAGACCCCCUCCUCAUGGGAGUCCCGUCCAGCGACAACCCUUUCCGCCCCCCCAAGUCGUGCGUCCUUUUCUGAGGGGCAGAUGGCGUUGAAGGCCUGUGUGUACCGGGGCGCGUUUCUGUCUUCACACGGUCACUGUCCCGUAGAAGACGCCGAUCCCUGCGAACGCAUCUUCCAGUAACGCAGGGGGAUUUCUGCCCUUCAACGUCCUGCCUUAAAAUUCAAGGACCUCGACAUUAUUCUCUGACACUUAAAGCCUUCGCAGUUAUGUAGCUGCUCUUUUCUGUUACUGUACAUUUAGUUUUUCUGCUUUUUUUUCCAUGGAGAUUCUUCGCAGUAAGGACACAAUCUGCCUCUUCCUUUCACAAAGGGUGACGUUUUCAUUGCGUGCGACACUAAUUAUUAUUGAGCUCAAAUAAAGUGAUAAGAGCUUGAGGUUCUUUUUUUCAUUGCGAAUUGUGUGUUCAUUUUGUUUCUCAAAGUAAUAAUAUGAUGUCAGGUUCAAAUAUGACUUUGUGGUUGAGUUUGCAAGAUUGGUGGCAAAACUAUGCAAUUUUCAGCAGGGCACAAACACAUUAGGUACUAUAUCUUAAAUUUGCUACCUUCUAUGUGAGGUAUUUAUCAGAAUUUACUACAGUAGCUGAGCAAUGCAUAGCAUAUAUAGCUGUCAAUGCAGGAAUCAACAUAGCUGAAUGGGCUUUGGAAGUUCAAAAAGCUUUUUUUGUGCGUACUGCGACUGCUUUGGUCCUCUGUCGUCUUCCUUUUCUAUAACAUCUGUCUUUCUGCCUUCACUUUAAUUUUUUUCCACAUUAUACAUAAAAUCCAUUCCCUUUGUGAAUUCAACUGGCUUUUGCUGGCAGCAAAAACUCUCAUUUAGGGGAAAUAUUGAACUA
Scleropages formosus (Asian bonytongue) is the source of this 1428-nucleotide messenger RNA. RefSeq names its product guanine nucleotide-binding protein G(I)/G(S)/G(O) subunit gamma-5-like. Gene Ontology annotation, biological process: G protein-coupled receptor signaling pathway. The coding region runs from base 389 to 610 and encodes 73 amino acids. The record is from RefSeq and is a predicted model, not a curated record. The transcript has 3 exons. Lineage: Eukaryota; Metazoa; Chordata; Actinopteri; Osteoglossiformes; Osteoglossidae. Gene Ontology annotation, molecular function: G-protein beta-subunit binding. Gene Ontology annotation, cellular component: heterotrimeric G-protein complex.